UGAAUCCUCCCAUAAAGGAAAAAAGAAAGCUGUUGAUUGUCGUCGUAGCACUGCCGCACAGUUCUUUGUUGAAGAAGAAACUGUUGACGAGGCUGCAACUACCGAUAGAAUUGUUCAGCUUCUGAAUGAAGCUAUUGUUCCCAAAGAGGAAGGAGCAGCUUUGAAAAAUUUAAAAAUUGUACAUGAACUGAUCAUUCACAAGGAGCCAAAACUGCUGGAUAAUUUUUUUAGAUGAAGUAGUAAGUUUUCUAGCAUGAUCAAAAUGCUGAAGUCCGAAAAUUUGUUGUUAAUUUCAUUGAAGAAGCUUGUAAGAAAGAUCCCCAAAUACUGCCUAAAGUGAUUGGAAAUUUAAACUUGAUGUUGUUGGACAAAAAUAUUAAUGUUCAGAAAAAAGUAAUACAAACAACUACACAGUUAUAUACUGUUGCAAUUAAAUGGUUAUGUGAUGCUAAAACUGUUGAUGAAGUAAUGGAAGCUACUUGGGCUUCUAUGAGUGAACUUAAAGCAAAAAUAAUUUCCUUGUUAGAUUCUGAUAACGAGGGUAUUCGAGUGUUGACAGUGAAGUUUAUGGAGAAGGUCAUUCUCACACAAACCUUUAAAGACCAAUACACAGAUCCAAAAGUCAAGGACUUAUCUUUGGAUGACAUUCCAGUAAUAUUAAAAAUAUUUAGACCGAGAAAAAUGGAAGAAGAAGCUAAAGACAUUUUUUUAAAAAUUGUUGAUUUCCAUGGAGCUUCACAUGUUUCUUGUGUUAAUUUGACUUCGUGCAUGCAAGUCUUAGUUACGAUUGGAAGAAAAAGAUUUGAAUUCUUCUCAAAAGUGCUCCAAGCAUUUGAAUCAUUACAUGCAAAUUUGCCUCCAACACUAAGCCAAUCUCAAGUUAGCAGUGUUCGAAAAAAUUUAAAAUUACACCUUUUCACACUAGUAAAGCAUCCCGGUGCUGUUGAGUUUCAUUCCACGUAUAUCAAUCAUGCUAUCAGAUUUAGGAGCUUACUCCACAGCAAAUAAGUAAAUGUUUUCCUGCAGUAGAAUUGAGCAAAAAACGGUGUUGCGAAAGAUCCCGAGGUUUUCAAUAAGAGACCCAAAAUGGAGGAAGAAAUAAUUGGUAAAACUGAUCCUAAACCUAAAAGUUGUUGAUAAAAGUUUGAAGGCAAAGAAUACUGCCAUAGAUAUUACUGCUGAAGGACUUGGUUCCAAAAUUUAGCAGUACUAAUGUUGCUGAUUUAGUCCUGGUUAGCAUGCUAAACUUACCUGAUAUGAUGCCUGCUCAUUUCCAGUCAACAUAUACUCCAAUUGCUGCUGCUGGUACUGA
This is a messenger RNA of Uloborus diversus, 1312 nucleotides long. RefSeq names its product symplekin-like (gene Sym). Gene Ontology annotation, cellular component: mRNA cleavage and polyadenylation specificity factor complex. The transcript has a single exon. NCBI's taxonomy places the organism in Eukaryota, Metazoa, Arthropoda, Arachnida, Araneae, Uloboridae. The record is from RefSeq and is a predicted model, not a curated record. The coding region runs from base 358 to 1008 and encodes 216 amino acids.